Molecule: messenger RNA, 1293 nt
Organism: Jatropha curcas
Lineage: Eukaryota; Viridiplantae; Streptophyta; Magnoliopsida; Malpighiales; Euphorbiaceae
Source: RefSeq, a predicted model, not a curated record
CAAAAUUCUUCUGAUAAUUGUUUGUCUAUAUAAAUCCAUACAAACGAUACCAUUUCGUAUAUGCAUUAAGCUGUCUUUCUGUCAUUUCAGCAGGGCGUUUCAGAAGCCUAUAAAGCCAAGCCUAGAGGAACAUGUCAUCCAUUACAAGUUCGACGCCUAAGGAGGAUCAAGUUGGACUGCUUGAUGCAGUUGAUGAUUUAUAUGACGGAGUUGUUGUAGAAAUGAAGGAUUAUAUGGACUCUGAUAUUUUUAUUCCUUUGCUUAGAGCUUCUCUUUCACAAUGGAAGCAGCAGGGAAAGAAAGGUUUUUGGAUCAAAUUGCCAAUCCAACUUUCUAAUCUCGUCUCUCCAAUGGUUCAGGAAGGAUUUAGGUAUCAUCAUGCUGAACCAGAUUACUUAAUGUUGGUGCGAUGGCUACCUAACACUCCCGAUACUCUUCCAGUAAAUGCUACACAUCGAGUGGGUAUUGGAGCAUAUGUAGUGAAAGAUAACAGAGAGGUGCUUGUAGUUCAGGAGAAGAGUGGUGGAUUCAAAGGUACAGGGUUAUGGAAGCUACCUACUGGGGUUGUCAAUGAGGGAGAGGAUAUAUGUAAAGCUGCAAUUCGGGAGGUUAAAGAAGAAACUGGAAUUGAGGCAGAAUUUCUGGAAAUUUUAGCCUUCAGGCAAAGUCACCAAUCGUUCUUUAGCAAAUCAGAUUUAUUUUUCGUUUGCCUGUUACGACCACAAUCCUUUGCAAUCCAGAAGCAAGAUUCAGAAAUUGCUGCAGCCCAGUGGAUGCCAAUUAAGGAGUAUGUGGAUCAACCCUAUAAUCAAAAACACCAGCUCUUCAAGUAUGUUGCUGAAAUAUGCAGAACUAAGUCAGAGAGGGACUAUGUUGGGUUUUCUGCAAUGCCUACGGCAACAGCUUCUGGUAAAGAGAUCUAUUUGUACUUCAACAACAGGGAUUUUCAGCAGACUCUAUAACCUUUAAAGUAGAAUCCUAUAACUUGCUAUUUUGAGUGCUUGGUUGAGUUGUUGACAGUAUGCUAGAACUGAUAGUUGAUAGCGAUCAUAAGAGAUGGUAAAAGAAAAUUUAUUGUUGGCUACCAUAGUUGAAAUGUUAAAUUAUUAGCCGGAAUAUUUCCAUACCUAAUAGAAGACUUUUGCAAUAAUGUGUUGAAACACAUAUGUUAUGCGUAAUUUUUAGAUCAUUCAUACAUGCAACUACUCAAAGUAUAUGUAUAUGAAUUUCAUGAAGUGAUCUGGAGUUUUCAUAUUAUUGGUAAUCAAUGUAUAAAUUUGCCUUUCAAUUUUA